AUGGAUGUGUCGCGUUCUUUAAAAAAGGCUUUGAAGACUCCAUGUACUUAUUGUAAAGAUCUUGGUGCUGGCUUACCGUGUUUUCAUUCUGAUUGUGAGGCUGUUUAUCAUCUUCCCUGUGCUCAUCAAAUCGAUUGUUCGUUUCAUCCUGAUCGCGGAAUGUACUGCCCAUUACAUUGUAGCAGUGCUAACCAUAUUUUUCAUCUUGAAAGUCUGGCUGUUGAAAGAAAAGUUUAUAUCUCUCGAGAUGAACAUUCACAAGUGGAAAGAAUUAUUUCGGAUGAAGACUAUUUGGGUGCGAUUCAAAAUACCAAAGAACCUAGAGUGAAACUACGUAUUGGAACAUUAGUAUUGCAUAGAAUAGGACAGUUGCUACCUGAACAGUUGGCUAGUGGCUUUUUCCAUACAACUAAUCAUAUAUAUCCUGUUGGAUAUUGGAGCACUCGUUUCUAUUGGUCAUUUCGUCAUGUGGGUCGGCGUUGUCGUUAUGAUUGUCGAAUCGAAGAUGUAAUACAGUCUGAUGAUAAAGAUCAGUCGCACGUAAAGUCUAUUUUAAUCAAGUUUACUGUUGAGGUAAUAGAACCAAAUGAAGAGAAUAUCUGCUUUGAAGACUCAACAUGUGACGGUGUUUGGCAAAAAAUAUUAAGUCGUAUAAACUUAUCUCGGAAACGUACGUCUUCACUCCUUCGAAUUUUACAGAGCAAUAUACAUGGCGAGGUGUUAUUUGGUCUAACAGAACCCCACAUUAUUCGUGCUAUUGAGUCUUUACCCGGUGUUGAUCGUUUGAGCAAUUACCUUUUCAAAUUCGGUAAACUACAGUUAAUCCAAGAGAUGCCUUUGGCGAUAAAUCCUACCGGCUGUGCUCGAUCUGAACCGAAACUUCGUACGUACGUUAGGAGAAAACCUGCUGGAGAAAUAAACAGCUGUCCUUGGAUGGCUUACAAUCAUGUUAUUCUUGAGUCUCCCGGUCAUUCCUAUAGUUUAGAUGUUGGAAGCCCUACCCACUUAAAUUCCCAAUCUUCAAACACAACUAGUAAGUCACAACAGUAUCGGCGAUUACGACGAGAGUGGAAAACAAAUGUCGUCUUAGCGCGAUCACGUAUUCAAGGAUUGGGAUUGUACGCUGCUCGUGAUAUAAACAAAAGCACAUUCAUCAUUGAGUAUCUAGGAGAGAUUAUUCGUAAUGAAGUUGCUAAUCGUCGUGAGCGUUUAUAUGAGUCACAAAACCGAGAUGCAACUAUGUGUGGGGGGUUAGCUCGCUAUAUCAAUCAUUCUUGUGAUCCAAACUGCACUGCAGAGAUACUCAACUGUGAUAAUUCUAAUCAUAUAGUGAUAAUUGCCAAUAAAAAUAUUGAGAAAGGAGAUGAACUGACCUAUGACUACAAAUUUGACUUAGAAGAAGAUCGCUGGGAUCGAAUUCCAUGUCUAUGUGGUUCAGCUAACUGUCGAAAAUGGAUGAACUAA
Molecule: messenger RNA, 1464 nt
Organism: Heterobilharzia americana
Lineage: Eukaryota; Metazoa; Platyhelminthes; Trematoda; Strigeidida; Schistosomatidae
Source: the annotation of a GenBank genome assembly